Entrophospora sp. SA101 is the source of this 1125-nucleotide messenger RNA. Lineage: Eukaryota; Fungi; Glomeromycota; Glomeromycetes; Entrophosporales; Entrophosporaceae. The record is from the annotation of a GenBank genome assembly.
AUGGUCUAUACGGAUAUCUGCCCAAUUUUGAGCGACACUGAAUGGAAAGAUAAUUGUCAACUUCCAGUGAUUCGUAAGGGUGAAACUCCAUCUGAUUGGAUGAAACGAAUUUGGGAUCAGUUGACGAAUUAUAAGAAUAAUAAUCGUUUGACUUAUGAUAAAAAGCGAUAUCUUAUCGCCAGAAAGAUGGAAUAUUUAUGUCCUGAUACUGUAGCUAGGUUUAAUCAAUUGCCUAAUCUUCGGGAAGCUAAUGAAGCAAGAAAGAAACAAGUUACUGAGGAGACUUUUAAGACUUUAGGAGUAGAGAGUAGUUUUGGGAUCGGUGGGGUUAGUGGUUGUUUAACUAGUAAAGUACAAAGAGUACAAAGUGCCUUUAAAAAGCUUGUUGACUUGAUUCAAGAUAAUGCAGAAUCCAAGGUGAUCAGUCAAAUUGAAAAUGAAGUUAAUGAAGAACUACGUGAAAUGCGUGAUGUGGAUAUUAUAGAACUUGAAUUACCAGAAAUAAAGGCCAAGGGCAAGAAACGUGAUAAAAUUUUUGAAGCGAUCCAUGAUAUUUUUAAUGCUGAAAUUGUUGACAAUAAAUUGUUCAUCAAGUUUAAUGGUUGGAUUAAAGCAGAAAUACAUAAGAAAGUAGUGUAUUCACUUGAUCAACAACUCCCACCAACUUGGGGGACUCAAAUUGAUACAAUAUGUGUGGUUAACGGUAAUCAGUAUCGACCUGAUGUGGGCAGUUGGAAUCCUAAACCAGCACGUAAUCAAAGGCUUAACCCUAUAAUUAAUCUAUGUCCACCACCGUUGCUGUGGAUCGAGGUGACCUAUGACAAUUCUGGGGAUCGUGAUAAUGCCAUGAAUAAAUUUGCAUGCAUUCGACCCUACUGCCUGACCACAGAAUUUGUAAUAAUUGUUGUUCCGGCUACUGAAACUGCCUUUCCAGCAAAUCCAAAUCCAGAUGUUGCUUCAAUGGUGGGAACACCCAAAACGGCUUGUCCUUCUCAUGCUCCAUAUCUCGGCCAUUGGCCCGUGGGCAAUACAGUUCGUUGGUACAAGAUGAAAUGGAAUAGGCAUCUUGUAUUAGGAUGUGGAGCGAACAUAGAUUUUAAUGAUAUACUUCAAGUCUUAACAUAA